Messenger RNA from Erigeron canadensis, 387 nucleotides. Its product is annotated as disease resistance protein RLM3-like. The coding region runs from base 1 to 387 and encodes 128 amino acids. Gene Ontology annotation, biological process: signal transduction. The record is from RefSeq and is a predicted model, not a curated record. Lineage: Eukaryota; Viridiplantae; Streptophyta; Magnoliopsida; Asterales; Asteraceae. The transcript has 2 exons.
AUGCGAUACUCGUCCGUGGAUCUAGAAGCAGCCUCCCUACCUAUGUGUAGGGGUAAGGGUGAAAGAUGUACAAGUUCUGUUGAUCAUCUUAUAAAGCUCUUAAUGACAGAGGUAUUAUCAUUUACAAAGAUGAUAAACGUGCAAGGGGAAGAGAUCAAUGACCAGCUCAUCGCAGCUAUUAAAAGUUCAGAAUUUUACAUUAUAAGUUUCUCCAAGAACUAUGCAAAUUCUGCUCGGUGCUUAGAAGAGCUUGCACAAAUCAUGGAGUGCCAGGAGACGGGGGAGCAGACUGCUCAUCCCAUCUUUUAUGAUGUGCAGCCCACUCAAGUCCGCAACCAGAAUGGGCCAGUUGGAGCAGCAUUUCAAAAACGUGUAAACAAAGAUUAA